GCGGGCUUCGCCUCAGGGCUGACCCUCACCCCUGUCCCUCAACCCGGUCCCUCAGGGCUGACCCUCAUCCCUCGUCCUUGUCGCUCAUCCCAGUCCCUUAGGGCUGACCCUCACUCCACUCGCUCAGCCCGACGGCGCCAGAGCCCUCAGCCCGCGGCCGGCGCUGCCGCCUCCGUGUGAGGCACUGCGAGGGUCGCCCUGCUCUCCCUGAGCUUACUGUUUUUCUACAGCGUUUUCUCUGGGUUUUAGUUGCUUAUCUUCAGAAGAGGCCAGAAAACAACACGCUCUAAGCUCCUAUGCGGUGCAAAAACUCUCUAUAAAGUGAAAUCAAAUCUGGAGUAAUCAAUACAUCGUUGCCUGUUAAGACUCAGCAAAGAAAUGAAAAGGAGUUUUGGUGACACCUCAACUCGCAGCACAGCAGGUUGUCUGCCUGUACCACUGUUCAAUCAGAAAAAAAGAACUAGACAGCCCCUCACUUCAAAUCCAAUUAAAAAUGAGCCAGGUGCCAGUUCUGGGACUCGUCCAUAUGACUUCUCUCCCACAUCAUUUGGCUGGGGAACUGCAAACCCAGAAGUGGCUGAACUGCAGAAAGCAGCAAACAGUGGCCAAACAGAACAUCAGAUGGCUCCUUCCCUCAUGAAACCACCAAAUGCAUCAAAGUUUAAUUUAGCAAAUGCUGGAAAAAACUUGGCUGCCUGCAGGAACAGAAAUGAGUAUACUCUGAGUAACACAGCAGAUUCAAGGUCUGAUAGUGGAAUUACUCGAAAGUUUGGGAACCUUUCAAAUAAUUGGAAAACUGUCCAGCAGCAAAAACCCCCUGGUAACCAUCGUAAUUCAUCUCAGCUCCUGAAAACAGAAACCAGCCAGACAAACACAGCUAAAGGACAGUGGCCAGUGAAACCUAACCCUGCAUCAAGAAGUCUGCAGGGUCAUAGUCCAGCAUAUAAAUUUAACUACAAUAUUCAGCAAAAUAAAAUGAAUGGAAACCAAAUUGAUUUUGUCCCAGAAGAAAAAAGUCAGGAAGUUCCAUCAUCUCAAAUAAAAAUUAGAGACAAAAGGAAUUCUUUGCGAGUCCUGUCUGCAGUCAUUGAAAGUCUGAGGCACUGGAGUCAAUAUUCUUACAAAACUGCACUGUUAUUUGAAGUCUUAGGCACACUGGAUUCUGCAGUCACACCUGGAGCUUAUGGGGCAAAGAACUUUCUUCUGAGAGAUGGAAAGGAGACCCUGCCUUGUGUGUUUUAUGAAAUUGCACAAGGUGAUGCUGCAGGAGACAGUGAAGGGGAAAGUCCUUCCCAGCACAAGGAACAUCCCCAGCACAUCUCACACUCCCUGAUCCUCAACCAGCUGCCCCUGCUGGAGGUGCCCAGGACAGGAAGGAGCCCACAGACCUGGACACUGAGUUCUUGGCAGCUGUGUUUCUGCAUUUAGGGUCUGACAUUACCCAAACAUGCAGAAGCUGAAGCUAAAUACAAAGAAUGUUUGUUAUUGCUGGGUCUGCAUCACCUGAGUUCUCACACGUGGUGUUUGUUGUUGCUGAGUCCUCAUCACCUGAGUCCUCCCCAGUAACUCCCAGCCACUGCUGACUGCAGGGCAGCCCAAAGGCAAGUCCAGCACAGUGGGUCAACAGUAAGUCAUAUUUUAUUUCUACUUUAUAAUCUCUUGCCCUCCCAGACAGUUACAGUCUCACCCUCAUCCUUUUUGCUUCUCUGGUGUCCUACAGCCAGGUGGUAAAUGGCAGUUUCUCCUCUGAAGGGUUUGAGAGCCAAGGCUUGGUUUUAUUUUUACGAAGUAGAUUUCUGAAGUUGUUUGAUUUCUAAAGAAAACAAAGGACGGCACUUCUUCCAGGGGAAAUGGGGCUUUUUGUAGCAAAAAAAUUGUUGGUGAUAAUAGUGAAUCAAUGGCACUUCUACUCAAGGAAAAAAGAAUUUGCUGCUAUUUUAAAAUCUAAUAAUCUAUAUCUCCUUAUCACUGCAAUGGUUUAUUCAUUUCAUUAAGAUCCUGUAAAACUGUUUAAUUAUUUAAAUCCAUCACAUACCAUUUUCCAGUUUAUUUUAAACCAAGUCAAAGCACUGCAGUUCUCUGGAGGGUGUGCAGAGGGCACCAGUGUACAAGGCUCUCAGAUACCAUGACAAAAAAAGGCUAUUUCCAUUUCCACUUCUUUUGGCAAGACUGAUGGAGUUUUCAACAUAUGAAACACAAUAAUUG
This is a messenger RNA of Chiroxiphia lanceolata (lance-tailed manakin), 2205 nucleotides long. It is a transcript of the gene SPATA22, whose product is annotated as spermatogenesis associated 22. Gene Ontology annotation, biological process: gamete generation; regulation of meiotic cell cycle; meiotic DNA repair synthesis. Lineage: Eukaryota; Metazoa; Chordata; Aves; Passeriformes; Pipridae. The transcript has 10 exons. Bases 379 to 1428 code for a protein of 349 amino acids. The record is from RefSeq and is a predicted model, not a curated record.